CGUCGCUGUUGUCGCCUAGGUAACCCAGACCUACAUAUCCGGCCAUGGCCUCGGGGCCUGGAGGGAGCUGGAGUCGUCCCCCACCACAGGGUGCAGCCCCUACGCCCUGGGUGACCGUCCUGCAGCCCGUCCCAUGGGCCGUCCCACCUCCGCCUCCGCAGCCGGGCCGUGUGAAGGAAGACCUGCUGGAGCUGAUGAUGCUGCAGAACGCGCAGAUGCACCAGCUGCUGCUGAGUCGUCUGGUGGCAGCGGCGCUCAACCCCGGGCCCGCCUUGCCCCACCCGCAGGUCUACCUGGAAGGCCACCAGGAGGAGUAUGAGGAGGAGGAGGAGAUGCGAGUCCAGGAGGAAGGGCCUGUGGUGUUCCACCACCACUACCUGCCCUGCCCGAGGCCCCUUCUGGGCCCCCUGCUACCCUGGCCGGGCUCUUUCCUUUUCCCUCCCCCACAUCAGUCCCACUUGCAGGACACGGCCAAGAUUGAGCACCACCCUCCUGCCUCCAGGAAAAGGGGGACGAGACUCGUGCCCCCACCCCCACCCCCCAGUGCCACAGGGACUGUGGGUGCGGAUGUACUCCCAGAUUCAGACUACUAUGAUGCCGAGAGCCUACCAUGAGGACAGAUGCUGGCCCUGGGACCCGCACCAGCUUCACUGCAAGGCUGAAAAAUGGCCCUGGAGCCCCCAAGUGCCCCUCUAGUGACUGCUGACUCUGCACCCAUUCCUGGCAGCGUUUCUCCCCUUCAACUCCAACCAAGCCUCUCCUUCCGGGUGACUCAGUCCCCUCUUCUGAGACCUUGAACCGGCCUAAUCUCUGCUUUGGAGUAAGAGCUCUUUAGGGCAGUUUCCAGGGCCCAGAAGCUAUGGGAAGGCCCAGCUCUGCCCUACUGUUUCCUGUUCAGGCUAGGGGGAGGCCUGGGAACCAGAGCCUCCUUGACCUCUGCUCAUCCCUCUCUCUGGGACGACCAGGGCAGCGGGGGCUCAAUUUGGCCUAAUAAUGGGGCAGGAGCUGAGAGGGGAGGCCUGCUUUUGCUGUCCACAGAUCUCUGAAGGCCCAGAGUGAUGGAGGAGAGGCCUGGCUGGGAGGGUCCUGGAGCCGAGCCAGUUCUCAAGGCAUCCCCACCCUGGCUCUGUUGGCAGAAAGGAGAGGUCAGAGCCAUGUCCUACUCCGACAGGAGUGGCCUGAAGUCCUGAGGGGCCACGUGGGAACAGAGCGUCUGUCUCUGUGCCCCGCCAGAGGGCCAGGGUGUGUCUCCUCCACUCCCUCAGAAGGAAUUAGUCACUCAGCCUGAUGAGGGUGGGUCUGGUACCUGGGCUGGUCAGCAUGGGGGUGCCCCGAGGCCUGGGCUGGCCAGGGCUCUGGAAGGCCCCUGUGAAGGAGAGAGCUGAGGGAGGCUGAGGAGACAUUUGGGGAGAGAAGUCCAGGCCCGGUGGGUCCCCUUCCCAGCUGCUGAGUGUUAUCCCAGGAGGAGACAGUGAGGUGGAGACAGUGAGGCACAGGGUUAAGUCCAAGUUUUGUAUUUAGACUAGAAAAAGAACUGUCUCCAAAGUCCUCUGCUGCUUGUCACAGUCCUUCAGCCAGGGCUGGACCACAACCCUGAGGAGCCACGCUGAGUUCCAGUGGCCCAUCCCAGGCCCCUUCAAGUCUGGGGCUGCACUCCAUAAUUACCCCUCCGAUUCUGGCGCCAGUGCUGGCCGAGGACAAAGCACAGCAGAAUGGACGUCACAAACAAGAACAGCAGCACCGACACGACCGUGAUGAUGAUGACCAUCUGGUUGUCCUGCAUGGGCUCUGGGGAGGGAGGAGACCAUGGUCUUAGAAGUCCUCUGGUCCCAGGUGCCAGGGCCCAAGAGGGAGGAGAGGUCCACCCAUCACCUACCUGCCCCUCGUCCAUCCUGCAGUCACCCUGUGUUGCAGAGAUGAGUGUCAAAUGGGGUAUUAUCUAGGGGAAAGGUGGGAGGGGUCCAGGCCACCAGCCGGGCCUCUGUGAGACUGUGAGGGCAGAUAUCCCCCUGGCACCAGCAUAUGGUUGCUGGACACCACAGCCCGGACAGUGGCAUGGUCCAGGCCAAGUAUCUUCCUAGGCAGAGCUGAGUGAGCUUCUCCCAAACUCCCUGAAGACAGGGAGCUCGUUGGCCUUCCAGAGUCGUAAACAGUCAGGGGACCUUAGGGGUCAGUCAGGCCAAACUUCUCCUUGUAGGGAGGGGCCAAGGCCAGAGAAAAGAGUUGACUUGAUCAAGGUCACACAGGUCACUAAUGGCCAAGUCCAAGCUGGGAACUUGGAGACAGCUUCAGGGAAGAGAGGGAGCAAGAGAAACCCUUAGGAUUAAUUGUGGGGUCCCUAGGUGCCUACCCCCUGAGCUGGCAGAGAGUGGGGCAAAGGUCUUUUCUUCCCCCAAGGGGCGAACAGUGAGAUUCCUGUCCUUCCCCAUUCUGUCCUGGGGGCUCCCGCUCACCGUAGACGUCAAGCAUCCGGGGCUCUGAGAUACGGAAAAUCACCUCCCUGCUGUGAGAAUGCAGGGACAGUUCGGCUCUGCAGGAGAAGUUGUGGUGGCUGUCGUUCCUGUGAGCUAGCCUCUGGUACGUGGCUACGGCCUCUUGGGGGCCUGGUGUCUUCUCGAAGGUUUUUCUGUGCAGAGUCUCUUUACCACGGAGCAAGAUGAGGGUUAGGCUCUCAAAGGCUUCCACAGCGGGCACCCUACACUCGAUGGUGAACCAUGUGCCCACAGCCACCCGAGUGGGCUGCAGCUUCAGCAGCACCUGCUCCAGAAGGUCUGCAGGGAAGAAAGGAGGGAGGUCUGGUCAGGAUGGGGGUGCAGUUCCAGCAGGCCCCACCUGGCCAGGCCCAUUCCCUGUCACCACAGUGUGCUCAGGUCCCUGGCUGGACUUGUUGGGGAGGAAGUGGGCUGGGGCCUGGCCUGCUCUAGAGUGUACAGAGAGGAAGAAGGAAGCAGUGUAGAGUGAAGGAGGUGUUGGGUGACAGUUUUAUGGACAUGAUGGUUUCCGGAAUGGACAAGAACGGAAGUGGUUGUAAGUCUACAAAGAGAAGGUCCAGAAACUGUACAGCCAGCUAGAAAAAAAAGUUUGGAUCUGUCCCCUUCCUCUCCAGCAAUUAAAUACAAAUUUCAAAAAUUAAA
Equus caballus (horse) is the source of this 3134-nucleotide messenger RNA. It is a transcript of the gene PRR29, whose product is annotated as proline rich 29. The record is from RefSeq and is a predicted model, not a curated record. Lineage: Eukaryota; Metazoa; Chordata; Mammalia; Perissodactyla; Equidae.